CGAGAGCGGCUCUUGGGAAAUUUAUCAGCGAUUGACAGAGAGGGUCGCCAUAUUGAGCUCAGCUGUAGUAACUAGGAAAGGUUGUGCCAAGGAAAUAAACUAUUUUCAUAUCUACACAGCAACCAAGAACUUCUAGAUUUAAUGGACGCGAUGGCGAGCCCGGGAAAGGAUACCUGUCGAAUGAAGAGUUAUAAGAACAAAGCCCUGAACCCGCAGGAGAUGCGGCGUCGCAGGGAGGAGGAGGGGAUUCAGCUGCGCAAACAGAAGAGGGAGGAGCAGCUGUUUAAGCGAAGGAAUGUGUCUCUGCCUGCGGGCGAUGAGUCUAUGUUGGAAUGCACCGUCCAAGAUCCCGAUGUCAGCUCCACCAUACCUGUCCCAGGCGAAGGCAUCAUAACUCCAGAGAUGAGACAGAUGAUCUUUUCAGAGGACCCGGACCAGCAGCUCAUAGCCACACAGAAGUUUAGGAAACUACUGUCCAAAGAGCCCAACCCUCCCAUCGAUGAGGUCAUCCUUACCCCUGGGGUUGUGAACAAGUUUGUAGAGUUCCUCAAAAGAAGUGAAAACUGCACGUUGCAGUUCGAGGCUGCCUGGGCGCUGACGAAUAUUGCAUCGGGGACGUUCCUGCACACUAAAGUGGUCAUAGAAACGGGAGCUGUGCCCAUCUUCAUCGAGCUCCUCAAUUCUGACUACGAGGACGUCCAGGAACAGGCAGUGUGGGCGCUUGGGAACAUUGCUGGGGACAAUGCAGAGUGCAGAGACUAUGUGCUGAACUGUGGCAUCCUGCCCUCGCUUCAACUGCUGCUCACCAAAUCCACUCGUCUCACGACCACGAGGAAUGCGGUGUGGGCCCUGUCCAACCUCUGCCGGGGCAAGAACCCCCCUCCCGACUUCUCCAAGGUGUCCCCCUGUUUGAGCGUGCUGUCCCAGCUGCUCUUCGGCAGCGACCCGGACGUGCUGGCGGACGCGUGCUGGGCGCUCUCCUACCUGUCCGACGGGCCCAACGAUAAGAUCCAGACGGUGAUCGACUCGGGAGUGUGCCGCAGGCUGGUCGAGCUGCUCAUGUAAGGGCCAAACCGCCAGGCGAUGCCGAAACGCUGAGCCGUAGCUGCGGUGCGCGCUGAGAGACGGCAGUGAGACACACUGAGAAGGAGAUGAGACUCGCUGAGACACUGGCCAGACCGUGAUGGAAAAGGAUGGCUUGGUGUAGCCAGUGUCUCAGUGAGACACAGUGAGAAGGAGAUGAGACUCGCUGAGACACUGGCCAGACCGUGAUGGAAAAGGAUGGCUUGCUGUAGCCAGUGUCUCAGUGAGACACACUGAGAAGGAGAUGAGACUCGCUGAGACACUGGCUAGACAGUGAUGGAAAGGAUG
This is a messenger RNA of Anguilla rostrata (American eel), 1371 nucleotides long. RefSeq names its product importin subunit alpha-6. The transcript is spliced from 9 exons. The record is from RefSeq and is a predicted model, not a curated record. Gene Ontology annotation, molecular function: protein binding; nuclear import signal receptor activity. NCBI's taxonomy places the organism in Eukaryota, Metazoa, Chordata, Actinopteri, Anguilliformes, Anguillidae. Gene Ontology annotation, cellular component: nucleus; nucleoplasm. Gene Ontology annotation, biological process: NLS-bearing protein import into nucleus. The coding region runs from base 142 to 1065 and encodes 307 amino acids.